This is a messenger RNA of Phanerochaete carnosa HHB-10118-sp, 1914 nucleotides long. RefSeq lists its product as uncharacterized. The record is from RefSeq and is a predicted model, not a curated record. Gene Ontology annotation, molecular function: protein binding; protein phosphatase regulator activity. Gene Ontology annotation, biological process: peptidyl-serine dephosphorylation. The transcript is spliced from 8 exons. Bases 110 to 1456 code for a protein of 448 amino acids. Lineage: Eukaryota; Fungi; Basidiomycota; Agaricomycetes; Polyporales; Phanerochaetaceae. Gene Ontology annotation, cellular component: protein phosphatase type 2A complex; cytosol.
CUCCCCUCCACCACGUUCUGCUGCCUCACAUUCACGAUAUCGCUCUGUCUGUAGACUUAGACAUCCAAUCUAGCAUUAUACUCAUCGACCACGCUCAUCGUGACAUAUCAUGGACACUGACGCAUCAGGCUCAGGAGGGUGGCGGUUCGCACAAUGUUUCGGUGACAAAGGCGAGGUCGAGGAUAUCACGGAGGCGGAUAUCAUAUCAACGGUGGAAUUCGACUCGACAGGAAACUACCUCGCUACUGGUGACAAGGGUGGUCGCGUGGUCUUGUUCGAGCGUAAUGAAAUGAAAAAAGGCUGUGAAUACAAGUUCUACACCGAGUUCCAAUCGCACGAGCCAGAAUUCGAUUACCUCAAGUCUCUUGAAAUCGAGGAGAAGAUCAACAAGAUCAAGUGGUGUAAACGACAGAACGCUGCACACUUCUUACUCUCCACCAAUGACAAGACCAUCAAGCUCUGGAAGGUGUUCGAGAGAUCGCUCCGCGUCGUAUCAGAGUCAAACCUCCUGGACGGCCAGCGGCCUAUUGCGCCGCCAACGCACUCCACACAGCUCAAGUUGCCUCGCAUGCAACAGCAAGACAACAUUGUGGCCGCGGUCCCCCGUAAGGUGUAUUCAAACGCGCACGCGUACCACAUCCACUCCAUCUCUGUCAACUCGGACCAGGAGACGUAUAUCUCGGCCGAUGACCUGCGGGUUAACCUUUGGAACCUGAAUAUAUCAGACCAGUCUUUCAAUAUUGUGGACAUCAAGCCCGCGAACAUGGAAGAGCUUACAGAGGUCAUCACUGCAGCCCAGUUCCACCCAACGCAGUGCAAUGUGUUUAUGUAUUCGAGCUCAAAGAGCAACAUCAAGCUUGCGGAUAUGCGCGACUCGGCGCUCUGCGAUCGACAUGCAAAGAUGUUUGAGGAGGAAGAGGACCCUUCAAACCGAUCCUUCUUCUCCGAAAUCAUUUCGUCGAUCUCUGACGUCGAGUUUAGUCACGAUGGGCGUUACAUCCUUUCGCGCGACUACCUGUCCCUGAAAAUCUGGGACAUUAACAUGGAGUCGAAACCCGUCAAGACCAUCCCCAUACAUGACCAUUUGCGAGGCAAGCUCUGCGACCUGUAUGAGAACGAUUGCAUAUUCGACAAGUUCGAGUGUAUAUGGGGUGGUGACGACAAACACAUUUUGACUGGAUCAUAUCACAACUAUUUCCGGAUAUACGAUGUUGACACCCUCAAUGACGUCGUGCUCCAGGCGGACAAAUCGGCGUUCAAGGCGAAGAAGAUGGGUGGGCCUAUGCCCGGCAACAAAAUGGGCAUGAAGAAUGGCAGGCCGGGUAGCUUGAGGGAAACCAUGGCGCUGGAUACGUUGGAUUUCAAUAAGAAGAUCCUGCAUGCCAGUUGGCAUCCACGGGAGAACACAAUUGCGAUUGCCGCUACGAACAACCUGUUCCUGUACAGCGCGGCAUGAGUCUCUCGUCGUGCUUCGUUAGAUCGCUGUCGGCCCUCCCCUUCACACCCGCGUACCUUUAACCUCAUUCUUUAUUACCGACCACGACCGCUUGCGGUGUAGCGGCAUACGACCCGAAUGAGAGAUUCAGCUGGCAAGGUUGACAAGACGUUUAACGACCGACUCACGAACGGCUUCGAGGACCCUCACUAACGAUGUACCCACUUUCGCCACCACUCCCCCACGCUCCUUCGUCCUCCUUUGUCUAUUGAACCCUCAACUGGCCACUUUCCUUGCUACUCUUUGUCCUCCUCGCGCCCUUCCCGUUCCGCGCUGGUUCUCGGCCCUGUCGUCGUUGUCGCUUGUCGUCAUCAUUCUAGUCUAGCACACGCUGAUAUCGUCCCACUUCGUAUCCUAUUCUCUCCGUACAAUACUUCCUCCAUUUCGCAUUCCUCACGAGAGACAAUCCCAACCAAUCG